Molecule: messenger RNA, 2820 nt
Organism: Cinara cedri
Lineage: Eukaryota; Metazoa; Arthropoda; Insecta; Hemiptera; Aphididae
Source: the annotation of a GenBank genome assembly
AUGUCUCAUAUUAAUUGUGUAAAAGUAAGUGUACUUGUUUAAUUUCUUUAUCUUUUCGGGGAAAAAACUAUUAAAUACGACAAUAAUAAUAAUAAUGUGUAAUAUCUGUGUAUUAUAUGAUUAUAACUUGACAGUUAUUCAUCCCAAAAGAAAUUAAUUACUUGAAUAAUAUUUAUUUUAUUUAUUAUUUUAUUUUUUAUUUCUUGUUUUAUUAUUUAAAAUUAGGUAGAUAUUGAUUUAUAAUAAGAUAUUAAAUAAUUAUAAUAACUAAGUAUUAAUUUAAAUAUAAAAUAUUGUUUACAAGCAUUUUAAACUCUGGCUAGGGUAAUAUGAAAAAAUAUCAACAUUUUAAAAAGCGUCUUAUAUUACGUUUAUUUGAGUACUCUCCAGAUCUUAUCUAAUUUUGGUUUUUUAUUUUUUCAUCAAUUUUGAGAUUAAGAAAAAAAAAUCAACAUAUUGAAAAAUGUUACAGAUAUUUUUUUAACUAUUAUUCUUCUACAGGUAUUUUAGUUAAGUAAGUGAGUUGCUACAAGAUCUAAAAGUAUUUAUUUUGUGAAAAGUAGUCCGAAAAAUGAAAAUCUGAUCAUGUAUUAAUUAUCUGGGUGAAUUUACAAACAAAUGUUCUUUUCAAUUUUUUCCAAUAUCUAUCUAAAAGUCAUGGAGUGUCAUUGAAAAGGGAUGAUAUAUAAAAAAAUAAAUUAAAAUCACAUAAAUUGUCUGGAUGGGCACCUAAACAUAUGUUAUGUGCAAUAUUUUUAAUAUUUUAAAAUUGUAUCCUUUUUUAUUUACCCAAAUGCCGGAAUUUCCGCUAUUUCAACUACUUACUUAGAUUUUAAUAUUUCCCAUUUAAAUAAUAAUAUUUGUUGUUUAGGUUAAUAUGCCUACAUUUGACUGUGAAUGUUUUGAAAGUUCAUUGCCAAAUUCAAGCAACAAAAAGACAAAAUACAAAAAUCUUAAACUUUCCCAGAAGCGUUUAAAUGAAAAAAAAUUACCUGUAAUUGAUUCAAUGUUUCAAAUUAGUUAUGAUAUAAAUAUUUAUCCAAAAAGUACUGUAGACAAUUUCAUGUCUUUAUACAAUAAAGUGAGUACAUUUCAAAGAGAUUAUACACCUCUGCACUUAGCAAUUGAAAUGGGUAAUUUUCAUUUAGUACAAUUAUUAUUAAAGCUUCCUACCAUCAAUGUUAAUACUUUUACAAGUACUGGUUUCACAGGACUCCAUAUGGCCAUUAAGUCUGCCAAUUUGAGCAUUGUUAAAUAUUUGUGUGAAUAUUCUGAUGUUGAUUUAGAAGCAACAUCAAGUUGUGUUGGUACACCAUUGAUUUAUGCUACAUUAAUUUCUACUCCAAUUAUUUUGAAAAUAUUAAUCGAUCACGGAGCUGAUGUAAAUAAAACAUUUACAGCAGAUUGUUUGAAUUCUUUGAUGUUAGCCAUCCAUAAUGAAAAAAAGGAACAAAGUUGGAUAUUGGCUGAAAGUGGAAUUUGUCCUUUGCAUACAGAUGUAAAAAAAUGGAAUGCUUUACACUAUGGUGCUUUAUUUAAAGGUUCAGUCGAAUUACUUAGAAAACUAAUUGAAAUAGGGUGUGAUCAAAAUGGUAUAACACGCGAAGGCAUGACACCUUUGCACCAUGCAGUCAUUUCUGGACGUAUUGAUGCUGUUCGAAUACUUGUUGAGAUGAAAUCCGAUCUUAAUAAAACUGAUGAAAAUGGACUUACCGCUCUACAUUAUGCUGCAUAUCAAGGCCAGUGGGAAAUAGUGAAAAUAUUGUUGGGAGCUGGGUCAAGGCCAAACAAAAAAACUAAUAGUAAAGUGACACCUUUACAUUUUGCAGCAAAACAUGAUCGUUAUUUAGUAGUUAAGGAACUUUUAAAGUGCUAUGUUGAUGUGAAUGCCAUGACUAUGCAGUGCAAUACACCGCUACAUUAUGCAGCUUGUAAUGGAAAUGCCGAAAUGGUUGACAUUUUACUAAAAAAUGGAGCCGAUUUAAAUAUCCCUAACAAAGAUAAUGAUUUGCCUAUUCAUCUUGCUUGUUUACGUGGUGCUAUUGAUGUGGUUAAGUCAUUAUGUUUGAAUGAAUCAAAUAUAGAUUGCAGAAAUAAAAAUAAUAUGUCACCAUUACAUAAUGCAAUUCUAAGUUCAAAUGAAGAGUUAGUAAAGUUUUUGUUGAAAAAAUAUAAAUUUAGUAUUGAUAAUGAAUUGUAUCAUGUAACUUUGCGUUCUGGAAAUGUAAAUAUAAUUAAAUUUGUAAUUGAUAAAACUAAUGAAACGAUGUUAAAAGAUGAAGUAUUUUGGUACAAAAUAAUUGGUUAUUCUGGAUCUCUAGAAGUAGUUAAGUUAUUCUUUAACCGUGUUCAACCUCCUACAUUAGCUAUAUCAAGUUUAGUAGUAUAUGCUAUACAUUUGGGGUAUGUUGAUAUUGCACGAUAUUUACUUAAAUAUGUUUAUGGAUGGAAUGAUCUUAUAGAUGGAGAAGGAAAUACAGCAUUAUAUUAUGCAAUAAAUAAGAAUGAUACAGAAUUAGUUCGUUUACUUAUAGAAAAAGGUUCAAACGUGAAACAUAUAAAUGAUGCAGGUGUUACAUUAUUACAAUGUGCAACAAAGAACAGUAAUCCAGAUAUCUUAAAAUUGUUAUUAUUAAAGAUAUGACUAAUUUUUACACCUAAAUUAUAUACAAUUACCUUUAACAUAUCAGAUUUUAACACAUUAAUUAUUUGGACAGAAAAAGUAAUAUUUUAUUUUAAAAUUAAUUUUUAUUUAAACAUUUUAAACUGUUAGAUUAGAUGCAAACAAUUCUAUGUAUAAGCAAUUUAUUUUAAUGAGAA